AGGUGAUAUGAAGCCAUCUCAAGUACUACACAAAAUAAAGUCACUUGCUUCGAAAGACGUCGGAGACGAUUUCAUUAAAAACUUAUGGAUGAAAAAAUUGCCGCAAACAACGAGAACAGUCCUGGCCGCAUCAAAAGACAGACUAGAUGAUUUAGCCCAAAUCGCCGACCGAAUGUGGGAAGUUUCUGAUAAAGUGUGUAUCUCCAGUGUGGAACAAACUCCUCCGUUGGAAAAGACACUGGAAGUAAUACAGCAAAAGUUAGACAAAUUAUCCGUACGACUGAAUGCGAUCGAAACGCAGAACAGGCCGACACGACGAGAAACAACACCGCAUCGAAAGCGUGGCCGCUCAUCCAGUGCCAAGCGAUACGAAAAAGAAAGGAACGCUGAUAAUGACUGAUGUUGGUAUCUCCAGAAAUUGGGAGAGCGUGCAAAAAAAUGUCGUUCACCGUGCUCAUUCAACUUAAAGCAAAAAAACUAAUGUGUGCGGUGUCAACUCAGGCGCCGACACUAUGCACAGCUUCAAAGCGCCUGUUCAUACACGACAGACUAACUGAGCACGAUUUUUUAAUCGACUCAGUGGCUGAUCACUCAAUGCUAAAACCAACUCCCUGUAUGAAUACGGUGACCAUCCGUUCUGUUUUUUGCAGGACCGUACUGUUUUUCAAAGGUCGGUCCUGCGUAG
Rhagoletis pomonella (apple maggot) is the source of this 685-nucleotide messenger RNA. RefSeq lists its product as uncharacterized. Lineage: Eukaryota; Metazoa; Arthropoda; Insecta; Diptera; Tephritidae. The record is from RefSeq and is a predicted model, not a curated record.